This is a messenger RNA of Tachyglossus aculeatus (Australian echidna), 2362 nucleotides long. It is a transcript of the gene VAMP2, whose product is annotated as vesicle associated membrane protein 2. Gene Ontology annotation, cellular component: SNARE complex; plasma membrane. Bases 100 to 450 code for a protein of 116 amino acids. NCBI's taxonomy places the organism in Eukaryota, Metazoa, Chordata, Mammalia, Monotremata, Tachyglossidae. Gene Ontology annotation, biological process: SNARE complex assembly; vesicle-mediated transport; vesicle fusion. The record is from RefSeq and is a predicted model, not a curated record. Gene Ontology annotation, molecular function: SNAP receptor activity; syntaxin-1 binding. The transcript has 5 exons.
CCGGAUGUGGGUGACGCUUGGCCGCCAUCUUCCCUUGGCGGGGUUGCCCACCAGCGAUCCCCCCUGCAUUCCCACCCGACCGCCUCCGCCGCCGCCGCCAUGUCCGCUCCUGCUGCCACCGCCCCCCCUGUUGCUCCGGCCGGGGAGGGGGGCCCACCGGCCGCCCCCCCAAAUCUCACCAGUAACCGCAGGCUGCAGCAGACCCAGGCCCAGGUCGAUGAGGUGGUGGACAUUAUGCGGGUGAACGUAGACAAAGUCCUGGAGCGGGACCAGAAGCUGUCGGAGCUGGAUGACCGGGCCGACGCGCUCCAGGCCGGGGCCUCCCAGUUUGAGACCAGCGCGGCCAAGCUCAAGCGCAAGUACUGGUGGAAAAACCUCAAGAUGAUGAUCAUUCUGGGAGUGAUAUGCGCCAUCAUCCUCAUCAUCAUCAUCGUUUACUUCAGCUCCUAAGCCCUGGGUGGAGUCGCCUCCGCCCCCCCCCCACACACUCCCUGCUCCUAAGAGGGGUCCUGCCCACCCCCCCUCCCCGCCAGCCCUCCAUCCGAAGGCCCCAUCCCCGUCCCCCCCACUCAGCCAUAUCUUCCAGCCCCCUCGCCCCGGGGCCCUGGGGUCUGUGUGUGCGUGUGUGUAUGUGUGUGCGUGCGUGUGUGUGUCCGCGUAUGUCUUCCUGCCCGACACCCACCCCCCCCCCCCGCCCCCUGUAAAUAGUCAGGUUGUUAUUUAUACAUAUAUAAUAUUAUAUAUAUUUGGUCUGUUUGUAGUUUUAUUACUAGGAGAUUUUUCCGGUUGUUCUUAAGUCCCCUGACCCGAGCCCUCCUCCCGCCCCACCCUGGACCCCCUCCAGCCCCCUCCCUCAUUUUACAUCCCAUCUGCAUAGACUAUGCAACCCUUCUACUCUGACCUCCCCCACCACCCCCCGGCCACCCCAGAUUUGGCUCCGACGCUGGGACCCGAGCCCCCGUCCCCCCGCCCAGAAUAUCCCUGUUGCCAGCAAUAGCCGAGGCCCCGCAUCUGUUCCGUCCAGUCGCCCCCGGACGGCCUUCCAGCCUUCCUCCCGAGCUCCUUCCUCCCAGUGCCCUCCCCCCAGCCACCCACCCACCCACCCACCUCAGUGGUCGUCCUCCUCCCAACCUGACUCGCUUCCCCAACCUCUCCCCGCUAUCUCGAGCGCCCAGUCCGUUCCCCGUCUCCCCCAGCCCGGGAGCCCCGGGUGGGACGGGGGCCCUGCCCGACCCGCUGAGCUCGUAUCUCCCCCGAUUCCCCCAGCGUUUAGCACAGUGCACACUGCACACAGUUCCCAACUCCUGGAGCACUCCCACUGACUCCUGUUCCCCUUGGCCGGGGGGGGGAUGGAGACUCCUGGGUCAUGCCCCCUCACCACCUCCAUCCCAUCAUCCUCUGACCUCCCAACCCCCCGCCUUCAGCCUCAUGAUCCCCUUUCCACCUCCGGCAAAAUGUCCCCAAUCCACCCCUCCCAGGGCCACUGUCUGUUCCUCUCCAACUUCUCCACUGUCAACCCCCUUUCCCCCAGCUGGUGUGUUUUAAGUGUCUUGCAGUUGUCAAUGGACCAAUUAUCUCCACCCUCCUCCUCCUCUUCUUCCUCUUCCAGAGGGCUGAGUAACUCUCCCCUGCCGAUAUGCACCCCCCCCCCACCAAUCCUGUCGGGUUUGGGGAGGGGCUCUGACAUUCCCGAGCAGGGGGAAUUUGGGGGGUCUCCUUAGCGGGCCCUCCUGCCCCGGGUACAUUCCACGUCCCGUUUCCCGGGGGUGGCCUCCACGGGCCCGACACUGCCGAGGAGAGCCCCAGCUCGCCCGCCCCCCCACCCCACCUCCACUCCCGGUUUUGGAGAGCAGCAGUCACUGCCCAGUUCCCCCCCACCCUCCAAACUGGGGGUGGGGAAGGGGACCAAGAUGGGGCGACGGAGUCACUGCCAAGGGGGGAAGGCCGAGCUGUAGGGGUGGAUCAAGGGCAGGUAACUUCCAGGCUGAGGGAAUAGAAGUGGGGGGGGGAAUAGGGUCACUGUCUCUUUAAAUGGUCAAAUUUCCGGGGGUCCGGAUGGGGGGCCGGGGGGCAUGACCCCUUCUGAGUCUUACAAUCAGGGGGUCACUGCUGCUCCUCCUAAUUCACCCCUAACCCAGGGAAGAGAUACCUCCCGUUGGGGCCCCGGGUUGGGGCGGUUGGCCCCGGGGGGGUCCUGACUCCCUUGGGCCUCCUCCCUCCCCUCCCCCAGACCACCCCGGGGCCCGUUCUCCUUCAGCCCACCCUGCCCCUCCGUCUGCUCCCGUGCCCCCCGGUUCUCUGUGGCGCGUCCAGAUUGGUUUAUGCUGUGAAAAUGUACAAUAAAUGUGUUGCGAGAAUCCAA